AUGACGAUUACGGGUACCCAGACGAGGAUUUCCAUGCCCUUAUGGCCGGAACUAUUCAAAGACAUGUCCGUGUUCGACAACAUAGUUACGAAGGGGUGUGAACUCACGCUCGCCAGCAAGGACAUCUACGAGCUCAUAGUGGAGAUCAGGUUCCCGCAGAAGCUCAUCUCCAAGCCCAACAACAGGCUGGUGGAGUUCUAUCUCCCGCCGAGAGGGUCUCACACUCGGCACGUGAUAGCCACCCAGACGAGAGCUGAUUCAUGCAAGACUCGGCCGCGCGAGCACUAUGGUAUCUACAUGUACGCGGAGACGUACACCCACGAGGUGAUGUUGUACAGGGCAUACGCCGGGGCCUAUGCUAUUGAAUUUGUGGUUGGGAGCGCGCUAAACUGCACGAAGCACUCAAAGAGCUCAAGCAGAACGGUUAUCGCGUCGGUACAUCCUAUCUCGUUCCACACUUCCGGCGGCCAGAAGUCAAGCUCAGUAGAGCUUCGCGAGUGGUGUAGUAUGCGAAGCCGAUCCGCACGCUCGCCAUUCUGGAGGCGCAAGCCCCCACACAACGGAACUACCAGAACCACCGUAGACAGGAUACAUGAGGAUGGAGAAGUCUGCGUGGAGGGGUGCCCCGGUAGCCGUCGUCAUCGUUGCGCGGUAAUCGGAGGCGUCUGCGAUAAGGUAGUUGCCCACCGGGCUACCAAAGGCUCAGGCGGUAACGAGGUGAGCCGGGUGGGGAACUGUACCUACAACGUCACGGACCGGCCUCCCCCCAAGGCGAUCGACGUGUUUCCACCAGCCGCACCAAAGCUGUUCACGACGCUGUCUUUUCUCCUCGAAAACGACUAUGGGGGCAAAACCAGAAGACACAUCAUCACUUGUUAUGGAGUUGCCGCGUCAAAAUGCCCUGCUAGAGGCGCAAGUCGUAUUCCCGCCGCUGCGCCGACGUGGGCGAUGCAGUCGUCGAUGCUGGCAGCCCUACCGUGUGGAAGUGCGCCCUCGCGUGCCGCGGAUGAACGGGACGACAACUGUCCGGGUUCCCUGCCUUUAGCAUCGUCGUAUGACUCUUACGCGAACUCCGCCAUGCGACCCUAUGUGUCUGGCUGCGCGCGGCGACCGUGGGACUGCUCGGCGCCGUAUGCAGCGUGCUGCCCCGUCGCGAACGCGCACCGUGGUAUUUGGAUGGGGAUAGUUAGACAUGGAGCUGGGUUGGCCGCUCGACCAAGCUCGACUAGAAGACACCUUAGACUUGGCGUCGCGGAGAGGGCGAGAAAAUGCAGGUCGAAGAUAACCAGCGUCCAAACGAGGGUGCAGUUCAUGCGGGGGCGAGUCACAACCAUCAUGAACGGAACCGUCCCCAGUCCCUACGACUUUGCUCUUUGUAUCAUCGCUCGUCGGGUGCGUAGAUCGUGGUUUACGUGCCAAUAUAUCUCUGCUUUUCAUAACCGCGAAGGUGCUGCUCGCCAGGGUCCGCAAGUCCGCCGCCAGUUGCCACGCCCUCCCUCUUGUUCGCCAUAA
Trematosphaeria pertusa is the source of this 1512-nucleotide messenger RNA. RefSeq lists its product as uncharacterized. Bases 1 to 1512 code for a protein of 503 amino acids. The record is from RefSeq and is a predicted model, not a curated record. NCBI's taxonomy places the organism in Eukaryota, Fungi, Ascomycota, Dothideomycetes, Pleosporales, Trematosphaeriaceae. The transcript has 6 exons.